Letharia columbiana is the source of this 1242-nucleotide messenger RNA. RefSeq lists its product as uncharacterized. Bases 1 to 1242 code for a protein of 413 amino acids. NCBI's taxonomy places the organism in Eukaryota, Fungi, Ascomycota, Lecanoromycetes, Lecanorales, Parmeliaceae. The transcript is spliced from 2 exons. The record is from RefSeq and is a predicted model, not a curated record.
AUGUCUCGGCGCUCCAAGCACAAGAUUCUACCAAUGGCUGCGUCCAAAGCCGCACCCAAAGCUACGCGUGAAGCUACACGUAAAGCUACACGUAAAGCUACCCGCAAAGCCAUGCGCAAAGCUGCCUCCACAGCUACUUCCACAGUUGCUUCCAAGACUGCUUCCAGGGCUGCCUGCCAUUUCCUUCGUAUCCCAAUCGAGAUCCGUCUCAAAAUAUACGGCUACCUCUUACUCGAUCCUCCACGCGCAUCCUUGAAGCCAAAUCAGUACGAACACACAUGGCUCGGACCGGAGGAUGAGGAUAUGGACUCUGGUAGCAUGGGCUAUGGUAGCUUCCACACAGACGUCUACCGUGAUUCAGACUCUGAGGAUGCCAUGUUCGACUUGGACGACUUCAACCCGUACGGCAUCCCCAUGGGCGACAUGUGCGACGGCAUGUUCAAUGACGUUUAUAACCUUGGUGGUGCUAUGAGUAUGACCUUCGGGAAUGACAUGUUCGACUAUGGGGACGAUCAUUCUGAUGACAGGGGCUUUGAUCGAAUGGACGACGAAGACGAGAGCGAGAACGAAAGCGGUCCCUCGAGAGGAAUGUUCGGGACAGAGCCGAUGAUCAAGCGACAUCUAGCAAUCCUUCGCACGAACCGUCAGAUCUAUAAUGAAGCUUCCGUUUUGCUCCACUCGGAUCUCACCCUCGAUGUGAAUCCUGGUGAUGCAGUGACGGAUGUUCCUGGCAACGCUGUUGUGAAACAAACCAAGAAGAUCUGGCGUCAUUCUCCACACAUGGGUCUUGGUUUGACAGACUCCAAUGGCCAGACGGUGUACAAGUCGUGCCCCUUGGACGGCUCCGUGGAACCUCACGUCUUUGCGCGGUUUGAGAGGAUAUCUUACAACGCCCAAUUCUUCUUUGAGGGUGACGACGCUGCUCCAUGCCUCUUCAUUAACGAUGAUCUGAGUGUAAGAGCCGAUGACGCAGCCAAGUAUGUCUCGUAUCUGACCACAGCCAAGGGUAUCACGCGAUGGUUUGAGGAUCCCAUGUCCGGCCGCCCUUUUGACAAUGGUCGUAGGGAAACACUCAAAGACGUGGCAGAUAUCACCAUUUCCAGCGUCACUGUUACCCAACCGUCAACCGCAGAAAUCAUUCAAAAGUUUGUCGAUCUGGUGUCAAAGUCACCACUGAUCCGACACCUCGAAGUCAACCUCGAUCUCGAGGUCAGAUGCGAAAAUGUAAGGCGCAAAGAAUGA